Fundulus heteroclitus (mummichog) is the source of this 1735-nucleotide messenger RNA. RefSeq names its product hydroxycarboxylic acid receptor 2-like. The transcript is spliced from 3 exons. NCBI's taxonomy places the organism in Eukaryota, Metazoa, Chordata, Actinopteri, Cyprinodontiformes, Fundulidae. Gene Ontology annotation, cellular component: membrane. Bases 327 to 1397 code for a protein of 356 amino acids. Gene Ontology annotation, molecular function: G protein-coupled receptor activity. Gene Ontology annotation, biological process: G protein-coupled receptor signaling pathway. The record is from RefSeq and is a predicted model, not a curated record.
UUUCUCAUGCUGCAGGGCUUUAGUAGUGUAGCAGAUCAGUUGCUGAGUUUCCAUUCUCUUGUGUCAUGUCUAACAGGAGUCUGUGCCGGUAAAGUGUUGCAAUCACACAGAAUAUGUUUUUUCUUUGCACUCUUCUGUGAAUUGAAUGCAUGCGUCACUUUUAAUUUUACGCAGUUUGACAGAACCAGUGUGGCAACCAGACGGGAACAUCCCUCCAGUGGAAGCUAUAAAUACACCGGUGAAGGUCAUUCACCCAUUCAUUUCUUCCUGCAGCUCCUCAUGAAUGAAACUCUUCCACUGGCUAAGCUUGCAUAUUUAAAAAAAAAAUGGUCUCAGAACCAAACUUCACCGUGGUUUCAAACCUCACAACCCCUGCCCCUGGGGGUGGUGGAUGCCCGCCUGUCGGCAUCCAGCUGGAAGGCCUCAUCAUGCCUCCGGUCCUCAUCAUCGACGUUGUACUGGGGCUGAUAGGAAACGUGGUGGCGCUGUGGAUCUUCUGCUUCAAGAUGAAGGCCUGGAACCCCAACACCCUGUUCCUCUUCAACCUGGUUAUCGCCGACUUCUUUGCCCUGGUGAGUCUGCCGCUGAGGAUCGACGCCUUGCUCCGCGGCCACUGGGUGUUUGGCGAUGGCAUGUGCCGGAUAAACCUCUUCCUGAUGUUUUCCAACCGAUCAGCUAGCAUCGCACUCAUGACCGUGGUGGCAAUCUACCGCUACUUCAAGGUGGUCCACCCCCAUCAUCGCUUCAACCGCAUGACCAAGCGGCAGGCUGCAUUUGUCUCAGCAUUCGUCUGGCUGCUGGUGAUCAGUCCUAGGGUCCCCAUGCUGGCCUACAACCACAUCAAGGGCGCUGGCGAGAAGACCCAGUGCUUCUUCUUCACGUCCUACAAGGAGGCGUCCCGUGCCAUCAUCAUCCUGGUGGGCAUGCACCGCGCUUUGACGGUGCUGGAGUUCAUCGUCCCCAUGGCCAUGCUGCUGUUUUGUUCCAUCCGCAUCUCCAGCUUCCUGAGGCAGAGGCAGAUGGGAAAGCCGGACAAGGUGCGAAAGGCCAUGAGAAUGUGUGCUGCCAUCGUGGCUGUGUUCCUCGUGUGCUUCCUCCCCACCACGGUGACCACGAUCGGUGUAUGGGUCAUCCGCUCAUACCGGCCAUGGGACUGCGCCGCUUUCUACACUUUUACUCAGCUCACCAUCGUGUCUCUGGGCCUGAACUUCCUGAACUCGGCUCUGGACCCGAUCGUCUACGUCUUCUCGAGCUCAAUGUUCAGGAAGGCCCUGCUGGGAUUAGUGCCCUGCAGAAAAGGAGAAGGCCGGACCACAGAGUCCUCGUCGGGAACCCAAAGCACCACCCAGCAAGAACUAAAAUCCCUCAGGACUGACAGAGGCAGUGAGGUCAAUUAAUGAGCGGACCUCAGCCAAUAUUGGAGCUAGACUCAGUCUUUAAUUUCCUUUAUAUGUUUAAGACCUUUUAUUUCAUAUUUGUAAACCAUGGACUAAAUCCUAGCUUUUUGUAGGACACAUCUGUCUGUAAAUCUAAAGUUUAGCAUUUAAAGGCUCCUCUCCAAAUGCAGUUUGAUGGUGAAGUAGUAAUCUUUUUUCUGGCUGUUUCAUAGAUAACACACUCACAGGUGCUACCGGAGGGCGACUGUGGCUUGAUGAGUUGAGUAGUCGUUUUGCAGAAUGUUGUUGGUUUGAUUCCAGCUUCCCGUUGUCCCAUUAUAUUGGGAUAUGAAUGUGUG